Messenger RNA from Spodoptera litura, 716 nucleotides. Lineage: Eukaryota; Metazoa; Arthropoda; Insecta; Lepidoptera; Noctuidae. The record is from RefSeq and is a predicted model, not a curated record.
UUUGGACCUUCCUCCUCCCCUCAAGGCGCAAGAUUCCCCGUAGCAUCAAAUGAUCAAGGAUAUCCUAGAGGCCCAGCUGGAUCACUCUCUGGUAAUGCCCCAUCUAGCGCGGUACCUAGUGUCAAUGGUCAAGGUUCUCCUUUCAGGCCAACCGGAUCUGCUAACCAAUACACACCUAGCACUAACUCUUUCGGACUUCCUAAGCCCAAUAGCGCUGCUGGCCCAGUGUCUGGCUCCAACACUCAGGGACCAUUUGGAUCUCAACGUCUCAGCUCUGCUAUGACCGAUGCUGGUUACGAAUACAACCGCCCUGGAUCGCAGGGAUCUCAGGCUGGUCCUUCUCAGGGUACCCAAGGCGGUUUUGGUCCUAUUGGACAAAACAGGCCUGGAGUUUCUGGUGUCCAACCUAGCGUCGGUUCCGUAGGUCAAAACAGGCCUGGUCAAGCCAGCCCUCAGUCUAGCUUCGGAACUUCUGGACAGGACAAACCUGGUCAGACUUUCGGAGGACCUCGCCAGCCCCCAAGCUUCAGCCCUGAAGAAGGAUACAGAUACUAAACCAAGGAUAGAUUAAUUAAUUUAUGAUAAGUAAAGAAGCAAAUAGACAAAACCGAAAAUAAAAAACUACGCAUUACGCUUAAAAUAUUUUGUACAUAUUUAUAAGAAAUGUAUAGAAUAUAAUGGAGUCACUAUGUGAUCGAAAUGUAAAUUAAAUAAAC